UUUCAUUAAUUUUUAGUAUAUUUAUACAUGGUAGAGUAUAAUAAUAGAAGGUUAAGGUUUUACAUUUUUUCACUGUAUAACAUACACAGGGACUGUGUUCAAACUUGUAAAAAUCUCGAAGCUCUGACCAAAAUCCAGGCGUUUACACUUUAUGAGCUGUUGAAACCGAAAAUUCAUUCCGAUGAAAAUGAUUUGAAGUUUAACUUUCUCCUAUUGGUCACUAAAUGUAUCAUUGUACAAAUAACUAAUGAAAAUAUUGAAAUAUGGGACGGAAAAUCUAAAGGUGUGUACGAUCUGGAUAAGAUUUUAACUCCCUUUAAAACCUUAAAAAUGGAGGAUAAACAACUGUCAGCAUUUGUGGAUACAAUUUUAAAGAAUAACAUCCCUCAUCCUAAUUCCACAACUCUAAAGUAUAAUAAUAAGUUCAAAUCUUCAGAAACAAAGCAGAAACAAAAUCAGCCUAAUCUGGCUGAUAUAGACUCUUACAUAAACAAUCCCAUGAUGUUUUUUAACUCUGAGAUUGGUAAAGCUUUGAAUAGUUUUCCAGGUGAUUUUACAAUAACUGACUUGAUUCCCAGUCAGAGAGUUUUAAUUCCUACUGGAGUUCUUCAUCUGUCAAACUCUUUUAUUUAUCCAUUUAUCCAGUCACUUAAACAAUCCGACUCUGAGUAUAAGUAUGCUCAGAAAUUGAUCAAAUUUGUUUUAAACAAGAAGUAUAUAUUGAAAGAUGGAGAUAAUUUAAGAACUCCGUCCCAGAUAUUCAUACAGUGCUCAGGCCAGAUCCUGUAUAAUCAAAUCAUUAGACCCUCCGAUUCCGGUAAAAAGGCUCAAAAAGUGGGCUGUAAGUGGUCGAAAAUGGUUAUUUAUAGAAGAUUUCUAUACUUUAAAAGGGGAAAUACCAGGGAAAACAUACCCUUCAAAACAGUAUUUGACUCUUUUGAUAACAAUAAAACUACACUGUGGAAGUUUUUCACAUUUAUAAUUUUUAAUAAUAGAUACUACUCAGAAAGCCUCAAGGAGAGAAAGGAGUCUCUAAACUGCUUUCUUAAGCUAUCCAACAACAAGAUCCCAACGAACGAAAAUGAUAACACUGGACCCAAGAGUGUUAAGUCUCGUAAAACUCUUUUACAAGGCUUAUUCUCACAUUUCUCUAAGUUUAUGGAUAAUUUAAAGACUGUAGUCUGGGAGGAAAAGAAAUACUUGCGAAGUGGGCCCUUGGCUGAAACUAAUUUGAAAACUGUUCCUUUUUCUAACGUUUACAAGUAUAUUAAAUCAAUUGUAGAGCAGACAGUUACUCCUGAAUUACUCUGCGGAAAUUCAAACUAUUUAAAAUUUUUAAAGGUGUGUUAUUCCCUGAUAACGCUGAAUAAGGGUGAAAACCUCUCAAUGUCUGAAGUUAUGAAGGGGUUUAAGAUUAAAGAUUGUGUAUGGACGGGGCGGGGUUACCAUUCCAUGGGUCAAACAAGGACAAUCCUUGACUAUUUAUGUAGAAUAAUAUUCUUUGUUCUACAAUAUUUGAUCGUCCCAGCAUUGGGAAGGUUUAUGUACAUUACGGAAUCUGGAUUUUCCAUGUAUAGAAUACAUUAUAUAAGAAAUGAGGACUGGUCUAAAAUGGUAAAUAGAGCCAGAAAUGAUUAUUUGAACAAUGGAAAGGUUAUUCGAUCUGACUCUUGUAAUGAGUUUCCAAAGCUCAGAUUUGUUCCUAAACAGUCUGGAAUGAGACCCAUAUUGAACUGUAAUGCACCUUCAGGAUGUAAAGAAUUUUUUGACAACUUGGCAACCAAGUAUAAUCAUAAAUUUAAACCUUAUUGCAAGUGUUACAUGUGUACAGUCAACAAGAAACUUCUCUACUCAACUAAUCUCAACAGAUUACUUAAAUUUAUACACGAUGCCCUGACUGUAAACUCUAAGAUUAAUCCGAUACUGGGAAAUGGAGUUCUGGGAUAUAACUCAUUUUACAAACAUUUAAAGAAAUGGUGGUUUAAACUUUCAAGGUACGUUAGAAUAGGAUCCGAUGUUAAAUUUUAUUAUUUUGUUGCAGAUUUGUCAAAGUGCUACGAACGAAUCCCACAUGACAAACUCAUGGAAGUUCUCAGGGAACUGCCACUUGUAGACUCAACUUUCUCCGUAGUUUACAAACGUUUUCUAGUAAAACUAUCCUCAAGUGUUAAUUCAUUUGCCAAGAUUGAAGAUAUCCCCUCCCAAACCAAAAGGGCUAAAAUCCUUACCAAAAAGAACAAAUCAAAUACUCAAAAAAUAAAGUUGAGUAAUUCUCAAAAGAGUAAUUACCUAUCUAACAUUAUUAAUACAAAUAAGAGUAAGGGUAGUGAUGGUAAUGUGAUUAAGAGUGUGAACCGGUUGAGUGCGAGGUUAUAUGGGAAUUCUGUUAUAGCAUCAGGUUUAGACUCUUCUAAAACUUUUACUAUUACUAGAUAUGACAUUUUGUCAGCAGUUUCAUCUUUGAUUGAAUCACAAAACGUUCGGCUUCCGAACUUUGGGAGUGAUCGGUACAUUAAGUUAAACCGCGGAAUUCCUCAGGGUUGUUGCAUUUCUCCUUUUCUCUCCAAUAUUUACCUCUCCAGCCUUGAUAAAUCACUAGAAUUUAAGCCAAAUAUUACUUUUACGGGUAAUGACACGCCUUUGGUUUUGCCAAACCUGUUGGUAAGAUGGAUUGAUGAUUUUUUAUUCGUCUCAACAAACCCUGACGAUGUUAAUGACCUCGCCAAACUUCUUUGUUACAACAACUUUGAUGCCGCUAUUAACACUAAAAAAGUUGUUACCAACGCUUCCCGUUAUGCCUUCAUUUCUUCUAGUACUAACUCUAAUACUGUCCUGUCUAAUCUCCAGCUUAGUCAGGAAAACAGUAGAACUUCAUCCCAGGAAGAGGAGACUCUAAAGUGGAUAAACUGCAGGUUUAACUUUGAUAUGUUAAAUAGAUUUAUAAAUGUAGAAAUUGUCCCAUGGAAGUUUUCUAACCUCAGGAUAAGGGAUACCAUUUCUCUCUCAAAAUCACGAACACAUUCGUUCAUGUUCAGCGUGGUUGAGCAGCGACUCAUAGGAUAUAUCAUGAACAAGCUUAGUCAUAAAACUUAUACUUGUUCUAAGAUAAAUUCACCUGAGUGUAUAGUAACUAACUCUUAUAUAGUUAUGAGGACUUGUGCUCUCAAAUUGCACUGUUCAAUAAGAGUUUUAGUCCAAGAUUUCGGCUGCUUUGUAAACUUGAGAUACUUUUACAAACUUAUUCUAAACCUAAUUACAAUCACCUCAAACUUAGUCUCCAAGGGAGGUUUAAACAUUAGAAGUCAUUACUUGAGGGAGAUUCUCAUGAUUGCCUUGAUUUACACAUUUAAAGACUCUAGCACCAGCUCUCUAAAGAGUAAAAAGAUCAGGAAGUUAGACUGUUUGGAGCUUAUAAAUAAAAAGAUUAUCCGGAAGCUGUUUCACCAUGUUAAUUCAUUUUUAAAUAAGGAUGAUUUAUUCUCUAUUGCCUCUAUUAUCGAGGAAAGGUAUAAAAUUCACUGGUCUAAAGUUUAGUAAAUCCCUCUACUCUUAUUAUACUAUUAUAUUUGA
This is a messenger RNA of Theileria parva strain Muguga, 3570 nucleotides long. RefSeq names its product Telomerase ribonucleoprotein complex - RNA binding domain protein (gene TERT). Gene Ontology annotation, molecular function: telomerase RNA binding; telomeric repeat DNA binding. Gene Ontology annotation, biological process: telomere maintenance via telomerase. Gene Ontology annotation, cellular component: telomerase catalytic core complex. Bases 28 to 3534 code for a protein of 1168 amino acids. Lineage: Eukaryota; Apicomplexa; Aconoidasida; Piroplasmida; Theileriidae. The record is from RefSeq and is a predicted model, not a curated record. The transcript is spliced from 3 exons.